AUGCCGUCAGCUAUGAGCGCUCACAUCGAGCAGGCGAUUGUUCCAGAUGAACACGUCAAACUCAUUCUCUGCUUCGAUGGUACUGGUAAUACCUUCAGUGGUACUAAUGCCGACACCAACGUUGUCAAGAUUCUUCGCAAGCUUGAUCGCAAUAACAACAAGCAGUACCAUUACUACCAGACCGGUAUUGGUACCUACGAUGUAAAUGAGAGUUCUAUCCACAAGUCAACUUUCGGGGAGGUCAAGAGCAAGAUCUCCAAGGUAAUUGACCAAGGUUUCGGCACAACAUUCGACGCUCAUAUCAUGGCUGGUUACCGUUUCCUCAUGCGAUACUAUGAGCCCCAGGCCAAGAUUUACAUCUUUGGCUUCAGUCGUGGUGCUUACACUGCAAAGUAUCUGUCACGCAUGGUCAACAAGGUCGGUCUCCUUUGCAAGGGUAACGAGGAGAUGGUACCUUUUGCCUAUCGCCUUUAUGCCCGCGCUCUAGAAUGCGAAAGCGCGGAUCGUCUCGCUACGCAAAAGGGUAGUGUCUGGGGCAUGGGCGGUCCUGACGAACUACCACCCCAAACAAACUCUGAGACAUCGCUCAAUGGUAACAAUCAGCCAAACGAUGUACCCAAUGGGGUUAGCAACGGCGCAUCCAAUAGCGUCAAUGAUUCUUCAUCGUCUUCGUCUGAUUCAUCCGAUGACGAACAUGCCCCUGCUGGCGCGGAAGAGCCUACCGAGACUGACGACGAGGAAGACAAGACAACUUUCAUGGCUGGCAAUGUCAACAUCAAGAGAGGGAAUGAUACCAAGAAGGCUAGAAGGGAAGUAAAGGCCUUCAGUCAAACCUUCUGUCGAAAUGAAGGCUCAGAUCCUAAGAACCACAAGAACAUCAAGGUGUUUUUCCUCGGCAUGUGGGACUGUGUUAACUCUGUUGCUGUUGUCGAGAAGAAUGCCCCAGCACCUGUCGAGAUUACUGGCACUGCGAAGCAUGUUCGCCACGCUGUGGCUGUCGAUGAGCGUCGCGUCAAGUUCAAGCCUGCUCUUCUAGCACAGGACAUUCGAACAGUCGUCAAGGAGGCCCAGGAUAAGGCGGAAGCGAGGCGCAGAAAGGGGAAGAACCCCAAGAAGAGCAAAAAGACCGUGGAGCAGAUGAAGAAGGAAGAAGAGGAGAACAAGGAGGAUAUCAGAGAAGUCUGGUUCCCUGGAAACCAUGGCGACAUCGGAGGAGGUUGGCCUGCUAUGCCUGAACUUGUGUCCCCCGACAAGCUACCAUGGUAUACGCGUCUCGGCAACGUCCUCACAAGUAUGAAGCCCAAGAAAAACGAAGAUGAGCCUCUUCUCAGGAACAAUGAUCUUCAGAUGAGCGACAUGGCUCUCGAUUGGAUGAUUCGAGAGGUCACUCUCGUCGGAGAUCAAGAACCCAAGUCUGCUGUUCACUGGUGCCACACUCUUGACAAGUUCAGAAACAAUAUGGACGACACAAAGACACUCGUUGAGGGAAAGACAAAGCUGCAGAGAUAUGUCAUUGAGGGCUUCAAGCACGACACUCUUUCCUUUGGUUACGGAUCUUCUGUCUUCAAGGUGAUUUUGUGGAAGUUUAUGGAAUGUCUCCCAGGAAUUCCCCGAUGGGAACUCAACGACAAGGCCGCGAAGGAGGAGGACAAGGGCUGGGAAUCACGACGCUGGACUCCCAACUUUGGCAGCUUCCGUGAUAUUCCACGUAGAGCUGUCCUGCACAAUUCUCUCAUUGAGCGAUUGAAAGCUCAGGACAUCAACUAUCGCCCCGGAAACAACCAUGGUCGUGGCGCGCCUUGUUUGUUGGGUGCUGGUAAGAAGGAAGUUGCCAAGAUGAAGAAGGCAGAGCUACAGAACCAGAAGGAUCUCAGCACUUACGAUGACGAGAGGGAGAGGACAUGGGCUGCGAGACAUCAGCUUUGGCAACUUGAGCCGAAGGCUUAG
Fusarium venenatum is the source of this 1947-nucleotide messenger RNA. RefSeq lists its product as uncharacterized. The record is from RefSeq and is a predicted model, not a curated record. NCBI's taxonomy places the organism in Eukaryota, Fungi, Ascomycota, Sordariomycetes, Hypocreales, Nectriaceae.